AUGUCAAUACGAUCCCUCCACUCAACCGGCGGCCAGGAACAACCGGCCGACGCCACCCGCGACUCUACACGUACCGCCGAUAGUACUGACAUGAGCACGGCCAAAGAAUGGUUCAAGGCCGUGCUCAAGAUUCAACACUCGUCCAUUGUUCAAGCACAGGAGGAUCGUCGACAGGCUCUAGAGGAUCGCCGAGCGGAUCGUCAAGUGUUUCUUGCGGCACAUCAAGCUAGCGCAACCCGUAUCGCUCGCCUAGAAGACUUACUCCUGGCAAUGAAUCUCAAGAAUGAAGUCACCGGCCGCCCUGCACAACCAACACCAGGCCGGGUUGAUCUUCAAAAAUUUUGUACAUCAGACGGACCCACGUAUCGCGGACCCUUCCAAGAAACUGAAUCGUUUCUGAGGUGGAUACAUGGUGUCCAGAUCUUCUUUGAGACGAAAGACGUCUCUAACGCGGCCGACAAGAUUAAAAUACUCGGCAACCUCAUCGCGGAAACCAAUUUGCAGUCGUUCUACGCAAACAAAGCGGCGGGGUUCCUCACGAGAUCGUGGGACGAGUUCAAGACUCGAAUGUUUGACUUCACGCUUCCCACCAACUGGCGCUCGGGACUACAACGCCAGGUUCGCAAACUAGAAAUGACAUCGACCGAGACGUUCCUUGAAUACAGCACGAGAGCUCGCACGUUGCAGAGUCUCUUCAACUUUGAUGCUGAAAAAACCUCCAAACUUGGCGAUCUCCAACUAGCGCAAUUUGUUGUUUACGGUCUGGCCGACGCACUACAAGAUCGAAUAUAUGAGAGGCAGCUCCUAGAAGUUGCUCCUUUCAAUUACGGCCCCUUUGAGAAACAAGCUAACGUGUCCUUCCUUGCGUUACAACGUCCCACCGAAUUGCCACCGCUGGCCAAAUCGACCCCCAACCCGCCGCCGACACUAGGCCGAGCCUGCCCCGGCCCAAUAGACCGCUCACACAUCAAUAUCCCUGUUGCUUUCCAAACACCAACCAAACCUCCCGAUUACGUGGCCCCCCGUGCCUGGAGUAAACCAACUGCCGGUCCCGGACGAUCAUCUCAACCUCCCGCCGGUCGGCCUCCAAUUCGUGCUGCCAGCGUGGCAGGCAUUGCAGAAAUGACACCGCUUGAAGCUCAGGUUGCCGGGUUGACUCUCGAUGCAGCUAUCAGAGAAGACGCACGUCUCGACCACGAAUUUGAUGACAAAGGCUGUUUCCCAGCCCUGGGUACUGCCGCCGUGGCUGCUCUCGAGGACCUCGACACCCAACUUUUGCAAAAUGAAAUCGAUCGUGCUACCGAAGCUUCUAGCAGUUGGACGGGAAACUUGGCAGAUGACAUUGCGGGUUAUUGA
This is a messenger RNA of Puccinia graminis f. sp. tritici CRL 75-36-700-3, 1356 nucleotides long. RefSeq lists its product as uncharacterized. The coding region runs from base 1 to 1356 and encodes 451 amino acids. The transcript is spliced from 2 exons. Lineage: Eukaryota; Fungi; Basidiomycota; Pucciniomycetes; Pucciniales; Pucciniaceae. The record is from RefSeq and is a predicted model, not a curated record.